CACAGCCUGGCGGAGACGGCGUUCUCGCGGCACCUUGCGGCGUUCGGUGACGGUGCGGGAGAAACGCGCGAUUCUGCGGCACAGCAGCGCGACGGCCCUGGCCGGGGGUUAAGUCUCUUCUGUUGGAAGUGCUCUGUAUACGUGUGACGGCGGUGGCUUUUGUUUCUCCCGAGUAGUGCGGGAGGCACGGCGCGCCGUGAAGGGAGCGCGUGAGGUAAGCGACAUUGGCGGCGGCGACGGCGGCGGCGGCGGCGGCGACAGUGCAUUACGAGCCACCGGCAGAAGACGAAGGAGAAGGAGGAGGUAGUGAAGAAGGAGGAGAAGGAAGAGGAGAAGAGAGAGAGAGAGAGAGAGAGAGAGAAAGAGAAAGAGAGAGAGGGACCGCGUCAGGAAGCGCUUGCACGCGGUGUGGCGAAAAAUGGCGAAGACGUUUCGCGCGGUGACGGUCACGACUCUGUCAAACAAUGGACAGUCUACGCCGAAGUACAACAAGCCGGUCACGCUCAAUAUUAAUUAUGACCCGCAGGGCCUCAGCGUCGAGCUCGUCUCAGGAGAUCUUAGCAGCAGGGAAAAAUCAUCCUUAUUGGAAUUUCCAGUAACUCCCAGCACCGAAUGUUCUCGUAUAUCAUCUCGAAGUUAUGUUUUUACAAUUGAUACAGAUAGUUUACUCAUUACAUUUGCUAAUGAAACAGAUUUCCGCAACUUUCAUUCGCAAAUAGUAAAGCUCAAAAUGGGGAAAGGCGUGUCAGCAUUUAAUGAGAGAACAGAAGAGUCUUCGGCGAUGCAGUAUUUCCAGUUUUAUGGCUACUUGUCGCAACAACAGAACAUGAUGCAGGAUUAUAUUAGAACCAGUACAUACCAACGAGCGAUUCUUGGCAAUUUGUCCGACUUUAAAGAUAAGGUUGUGCUAGAUGUAGGAGCAGGGUCUGGAAUAUUAUCAUUCUUCGCUAUACAAGCGGGUGCAAAAAAAGUGUAUGCAGUAGAAGCGAGCAAUAUGGCAAACCAUGCGGAAUUACUAGUUGCAGCUAAUAAUUUAUCAGAUAAAAUAAUAGUCAUAGCGGGAAAAAUAGAAGAGAUCGAUUUGCCGGAGCGUGUGGACUGUAUAGUGAGCGAGCCUAUGGGAUACAUGCUAUAUAACGAAAGAAUGCUGGAAACCUAUCUACAUGCGAAAAAAUGGUUGGUUCCAGGUGGAAGAAUGUUUCCCUCCAGAGGUGAUCUGCAUAUUGCACCAUUUUCCGAUGAAAAUCUUUACAUGGAACAGUUUAACAAAGCUAAUUUUUGGUAUCAGACAUGUUUCCAUGGAGUAGAUCUCUCUGCCAUGAGAAACAAUGCCAUUAAAGAGUACUUCAGGCAGCCGAUCGUCGAUACUUUCGAUAUUAGAAUAUGUAUGGCGAAAUCGGUGAGGCACAUAGUAGACUUCCAAACAGCUAAUGAGACUGAUUUACAUAAAAUAGAAAUAGAUGUCGAUUUUCAUAUACUGGAAAGUGGCACAUGCCACGGUCUAGCCUUUUGGUUCGAUGUAGCAUUUAUCGGAUCGACGCAACAAGUUUGGCUGAGUACGGCUCCUACAGAACCUCUCACGCAUUGGUAUCAAGUACGCUGCCUCCUGGAGAAUCCGCUCUUUUGUAAAAGCGGCCAGCUACUCUCCGGGAAAGUAAUUCUUAUAGCGAAUAAAAGACAAUCUUACGACGUAACAAUAGACCUGAAGCUCGAGGGAACGAACUUGGAGAGCAGUAGCAACACUUUGGAUUUAAAAAAUCCUUACUUCCGAUAUACUGGUGCUGCAGCGCAACCACCGCCUGGCUUGAAUAACACCUCACCUAGCGAGUCGUAUUGGACAACUCUAGAUGCGCAAGGUGCUCGACAAGCAGUGAAUAUGGUUAACGGAAUGUCGGUUAAUGGUCUCGGCGAAGUCUCGAUGGACACGAGUACGGCCGUAAAUCCGAAUAAUUUGCUGGCAAUAGGUGGCCAGCCAAACAUACAUCCCGGUUCUAUCUCGAGUACUGGACGAGGUCGUGUGGGAGGUACAGCCACGAGCACACAAGCAGCACAAUUGAUAGGAGGUGGGAUAACUCCGAACAUGUUCACAUCACCCGCUACUCUUGGUGUUACUUUCCAGCAAUCGCUGGUCCUUGGCAACACUUCUCAUUAUCCAGUGAACCCCAGCUUGAUGAUCGGCGACUACGUGACCCCUGGGAACGGCAUAUCGCCCCAGGCGUAUCGGCAAUGAUCUAUGGCAAGAUCAUUCCUCGCCGAAUAUUCCCGCAAAAUAAAACAGUUACAGAGUGAGCGUAAUAGCUGUAGCAAUAUUGGCGAUACCGGCAACAA
This is a messenger RNA of Harpegnathos saltator (Jerdon's jumping ant), 2328 nucleotides long. RefSeq names its product arginine methyltransferase 4 (gene Art4). Gene Ontology annotation, molecular function: histone H3R2 methyltransferase activity. Lineage: Eukaryota; Metazoa; Arthropoda; Insecta; Hymenoptera; Formicidae. The transcript has 8 exons. The coding region runs from base 419 to 2230 and encodes 603 amino acids. Gene Ontology annotation, biological process: chromatin remodeling; peptidyl-arginine methylation, to asymmetrical-dimethyl arginine. The record is from RefSeq and is a predicted model, not a curated record.